GCAUGCUCAGAGACCAGCUGGAGGGCGGAGUCCGUAGCACCAGGAGAGUGGAGAUCCUGCUCACACUCCUGACUGACAACCAACAAAUAAGAGCUGAAUUUCUGAGGACCGUGAAGAGACGUCUUCACUCGUUGCUGUCCACCCAUGAUGACAACACGCUCAAACUGUGCUCAAAUAACUGGGUCAUCAAGGAGGCGUCCAACAUUGACGCACUGCAGGAAGGAGGGACAUUCAGACACACCCUAUGGAAAAGGGUGCAGGCUGUGGUUAUUCCCUUCUUGGCCCAGCUGGUCUCUGUCAUCGACCGCGACCGCAACCUGGACAUUCUGRUGGACUCCAACUCUGGAGAGGCGGUUAAGAAACUCUGGUUGGACAUCUUUGGGAACGACAAACUACUCGAGGUUCCCUACACAAGACUGGACCUCAAUUCAGAGUCAAAGACCAUCCUGGUCCAGAACUACAUUGGGCUGGACAAGAACACGCUGCAUCAUGCCCUUCAGCUGGAGGAUCAGGGACUACCUGGAUGAACUCUGGGUCCAUGCUCUCCAGCAUGAAGGUCACACUCAGGGCCAGUUUGAGGAGUUCUUUAGGAAGACCCCACUGGGCCGCUACAUCUCAGAGGCAGACCCGGAGAUGCAGGCUGAGUUCUUCCACAGGUACCUGCAGGAUUUCAUCUCCAUGACCAUGAGUGUGACCUGUCAGGAGGAUCUGCAGCUCCUUUGCGGUGCCUUGACCUGUUGUGUGAACGAGCUGCGGCUGCGUCACGAUGACGUCAUGGGGAAGGAAGUGACCUCGCUGCCCUGGGUCCACGCUGCCUACCAUGAGUUUAAGAACCGCCUGCAGAACCUGUCCAGGAUGAUCAGCAUGGAGCCCCAGUUGGCCCAGGUCCUCCGGGGGAACACACAUGCCAGAGAGGGGGAUGAGCUGGUGCUYGACGUGUAUGCGGCCGUGGCCUCUGUAGAGUACCUGGAGCCCCAGGCUCUGGACACGGACGGCCAGCGGCUGGUCUGGCUCAGACAGGUCAAGAGGCUCCAGGUUCCCAUCGAGUUGGUCUGCUCCGAGGAGAAUCUGAGACACUAUAAGGACAGGAGCAUGGUCAUGGUCCACAGAGUUCAGACCGGGUGGAACCGCAUCGUCACCUUGUCUCUGUUUGUGGAGCACAUGUUACUGGGCAUCGAGGCGGUGGAGAAGAAGCUGAAGCCUCUGGUCUUGGAGCACACCAGAGGGUUGUGCCAGAUCCUGGAGAAGGACUCUGACCUGAAAAUGAAGAAGCCGUUUGAGGCYGUGAUCGGUAUACUGAAAGCCUGCAAAGACGGAGCAAUGGAGUGCAUUUUCAGGUUUGGCCUCCAGCCGUGCCCUGUGUGUAUGAGCGACCCCCAUGACCCCUGAGCCUGCCGUGUGACCACAUCUACUGCUGGUCUGCAUCAGACAGUGGCUGGUCCCAGGUCAGAUGUUCUGUCCUCUCUGCAUGCAGGCUGUGCCAGACGACUUCGCUCU
This is a messenger RNA of Salvelinus sp. IW2-2015, 1497 nucleotides long. The record is from RefSeq and is a predicted model, not a curated record. Lineage: Eukaryota; Metazoa; Chordata; Actinopteri; Salmoniformes; Salmonidae.